AACAGGAGAGAAGAGACAUGAAGGGAAGUUAAACAGUACCAGAAAGAAGCGAAGCGAAGUUAAAACCCCCCCUGAAACGUCGAGGAUGCUUGUUCUGUCUGAUGGUGGAAGCGGAUCGCUUUAUGUGUGACAGUCUGGUGUGUGUGUGGACCUUCACGUGGCACUCAUUCUGACUGUGAGCACAUGUAAAUUAAUGUGUGCGGCGAAUCAUUUCGGAGUGGAUUACACGCCGCCUUGAUUUACGCGCAUGCGCUUUGAAGCUCGCCCCUCGUCAUGGCUGACAGGAGCUGGCCUGGCUGUGCGAAGAGUUUGCGAGGUGUCAUGCUGGACAUGUGUGGUGUUUUAUAUGACAGCGGGGAAGGCGACGGGACGGCCAUUCCUGGUUCCAUUGAAGCUGUGAAACUGCUAAAGGCAUCCGACCUGCAGGUGCGCUUCUGCACCAAUGAGAGCCAGGCCUCCAGAGAGACGUUUGUAGCCAAGCUCCGAAGGCUGGGCUUUAACAUAUCUGUGUCUGAGGUCUUCUCUCCUGCACCUGCAGCCGUGGCUGUCCUGAAAGACAGAGGUCUACGGCCUCAUCUGCUGGUGUGCGAUGGACUUCUCCCCGAGUUUGACAGUGUUGACAAAACCAAUCCAAACUGCGUUGUGAUUGGAGAUGCCGCUGAAAAGUUUUCCUAUCAGAACCUGAAUGAGGCGUUCAGGGUCCUUCUAGGCCUGGAGAAACCAGUGCUAAUGUCUCUGGGUCAAGGGAGGUACUACAUGGAGACGGAUGGUUUAAAACUUGAUGUUGGGGUUUACAUGAAGGCUUUAGAGUAUGCCUGUGAUUUAAAGGCUGAAGUCAUCGGAAAGCCAUCCCCAGUCUUCUUCCAGGGUGUUCUCAGUGACAUGGAGCUUCAACCACAUGAGGUGCUGAUGAUUGGGGACGACCUGGUGAAUGAUGUAGGUGGGGCCCAACACUGUGGAAUGAAAGGUGUUCAAGUCAGGACUGGAAAAUACAGGCCCAGUGAUGAGAGGCACCCGACUGUGACGGCCGACGGCACCGUGGACAACUUGGCCCAGGCUGUGGACCUGAUCCUCAAUCAGAGGCACUGAGUGCAAGGUGGCAGAAAAUGGAAACGCUCCACUUAAAGUAACUCUGGGUGAUACAGGCCGGUUGGUUUUUUUAAUAUGGCUGAGUGCUGUUUCCAGUCGGGUCUUAAUUCGUUAAUUCAAGUAAUCUGUCAAAGCAGUAUAAAACUAAAACACCAUCCAAGUAUCCCGUAACACCUGCCCAUCUGGUGCUCCACACAAACUAGAGUGAAAUGACUUAGCAGUACUCACGUCUACAAAAGUUCUCUCAAAGGUCUCGAGACAUGAAUGUGCCUGUAACCUGCUGCAGACUGAAGAGCAAGGUUGUGUGUUCAGACUCAAUAGUUGUGUUGCACAGUCUAUAUUCUUAACAGAGACACAUUUAAAAAGUGCAUUCUAAUGUACACUCUUUAAUGUAAAUAGCCUAUUUGAUGUUGGUAUUACUUUAUUUGGUCUCUUUCUUAACAUAAAACAUGCACAACUUUAGUAAAUAAAGUACUGGGGAGAAGGGAAUUGAAUUGAAUUGAAAGGGAGGCAGCUGUGGUCUCCCUGAAUCUGCCAAAUCGUCUGAGCCAUUGUCACAGAACUUUUUUUUGUUGUUGUUUUUAAGGGGUCAAGGUCUCAAAGCGCUGGGGAAAGCGUAGCCUUGGCUCUUGUUGAAACUGGAUUUCAUAUCGGAGCAGCUUUUGUUUUAGAAAAACAAAACAAAUUGCUGGAAAUGGGAAGUGAGCUGGCCUCUGAGAUGAUAAAUGCAGAACCUAGCCGAAUGUGAUGAAUUAGGCCGUUGCUCUGCUUAGGCCGUUGCCCCCCUACUGUAAACAUAAAUGAAUCAAGCUCUCUCAUCACAUUGUAGAAUCAUAAAUCUAUAACUGCUUAUCUUUAUUGACUUGACUGUAGGCCACCUCUGCUGGGGAUUGGCCUGUCAUUGUUACAUUGUUAAUUACCACUCAUUAGUCACAAUGCAUUCAUCUCAGUAUCUACAGUGGGGUUAAAUAAAAUGAUGAGGAGAAAAAGAAAAUCAGAGCUUUUGUGUGCCAGCUGGAUCGUUGAGGCCUCUGGAAGUGGGGCGUAAAACAAACGAUUCUCCGUCGUUGCCCCCAAGGUUUCAGUGUACCAGAUAGAUUCAACAAGAACAAAAGCCGAUUGCCAAAUGAUUCAUUGAGGUCUUUUUGGUUCACUUCACCAUUAGCUGACACAAACUUGAAUGUUAUUGGGCAAUUAAAGGUAAUGAAAUGCUACGAAGUAUUAUGAAACUGUGUCUGAGCUGGUCCUACCACUCCGAUUUCUGAUUGGGAAAUAAAUAUUAAUGUAUGCAACAAAGUACUAGCAGCUGUUCCUCAGUUUCCCAACAGCUUACACAUUGUUCGGUUCAGUGUGUCGUCCGUUAUGUUGCUGCCUGUUGGCCUUGUAUGGAGCUAUUAAACAUAUAUUUGACUACUCUCAAA
Messenger RNA from Scatophagus argus, 2510 nucleotides. Its product is annotated as phospholysine phosphohistidine inorganic pyrophosphate phosphatase. The transcript is spliced from 8 exons. The coding region runs from base 274 to 1089 and encodes 271 amino acids. Gene Ontology annotation, cellular component: cytosol. Gene Ontology annotation, biological process: dephosphorylation. Gene Ontology annotation, molecular function: inorganic diphosphate phosphatase activity; phosphatase activity. NCBI's taxonomy places the organism in Eukaryota, Metazoa, Chordata, Actinopteri, Scatophagidae. The record is from RefSeq and is a predicted model, not a curated record.